Molecule: messenger RNA, 363 nt
Organism: Plenodomus lingam JN3
Lineage: Eukaryota; Fungi; Ascomycota; Dothideomycetes; Pleosporales; Leptosphaeriaceae
Source: RefSeq, a predicted model, not a curated record
AUGUCCAAAACUCCCUCCUCAGACCCCUGCAUCUUCUACGGUCGCGGCGGCGCCGGCAACAUGCGCCGCCGCUCCUCCAUAACCAGCGCCUGGUCGAAAAUCGCCUCGCAGGCCUCCUCGAACCCCACAAAACUGGUGUUGACCUCCAGUCCGGAGACGCACUAUGCGAAUUCAAAGUCUGAGCGUCGUGUGUCGUCAUCGGCGUCGUCAUCGUCGUCGUUGGCGCGGUCGGCGGAGAGAGAGGCUGGGGGUGAGGGGCGCCGGAGAGCGAGUAGUUUGGGGUCGGUGGGGGAAGGGGGGAAGGGGGGGUUUAGGGGGUUGUUUUUGAGGGGGAGGGGGAGGGGUGCGGGGCGGAAAGAGUAG